UGUUACAAACUGCCCAGAGGAGCCAUGGCUGCAGAGAGCCCCAUGGAAAGUCUCCAGGAGGAAGUGACAUGUCCCGUCUGUCUGGAGUAUUUCACAGAACCUGUCAGUCUGGAGUGUGGGCACCAUUUCUGCCAAGCCUGCAUCAGCCAGUGCUGGGAGGGAUCCGAUACAGCCGCCUCCUGCCCUCAGUGCAGAGAAACUGUGCAGCAGAGAAACCUCAGGCCCAACAGGAAGCUGGCAAACAUCGUAGAAAUCACCAUGCGACUGAGUUUACAAGCAGCAAAGGGAGCAGGAGGGGACGGGGUGUGCGGGGAACACCAAGAGGCUCUGAAACUGUUCUGUGAGGAGGAUCAAACCCCCAUCUGUGUGAUCUGCAGAGAGUCCCGGGCUCACCGCGCUCACAGGGUGGUUCCCAUACAGGAAGCUGCCCAGGAGUACAAGGAAAAAAUACAAGCCCAUUUGAAGACUCUGAGGGAAGAGAGAGAAAAGCUGCUGGGAUUUCAAGUGACUGGAGAGAAGAGAAGCCAGGAGUAUCUGAAACAGACAGAAACUGAGAGGCAAAAGAUUGUGUCUGAAUUUCAGCAACUCCAGCAGUUCCUGGAGGCACAAGAGCAACUCCUGCUGGCCCAGCUGGAGAAGCUGGACGAGGAGAUUGUGAAGAUACAAAGUGAAAAUAUCACCAAACUCUCCGAGGAAGUUUCCUGUCUCAGUGAGUUGAUCAGUGAGCUGGAGGGCAAGUGUCAGAAGCCAGCAAGUGAAUGCCUGCAGGAUGUCAAAAGCAUCGUAAGCAGGUGUGAGAAGAGGAAGUUCCAGCAGCCAGAGGAGAUUUCUCCUGAACUGAAAGAGCAAGUCAGCGAUUUCUCCCAGAAAACUAUUGUGCUAUCGGCGACUCUGAGGAAAUGCAAAGACACUCUGCUGGAGACACAAAUUGGGAAACCCCUAGGAGCACACAGACAGGUGAAUGUGACUCUGGAUCCAGACACGGCUCAUCCCAACCUCGUCCUGUCGGAGGAUCGGAAACGUGUGAGACAGGGAAACACGUGGCAGCAACUGCCCAACCACCCUGAGAGAUUUGACUCAUGGGGCUGUGUGCUGGGCUGUGAGGGAUUCACCUCGGGGAGACAUUGCUGGGAGGUGGAGGUGGGGGCUGGGGGAUACUGGGCUGUGGGGGUGGCCAGAGAGUCUGUGAGGAGGAAGGGAUGGAUCAGCCGUAGCCCUAAGGGGGGGAUCUGGGCUGUGGGGUGCUGGGGGGAUCAGUUCCAGGCUCUCACCUCCCCUGUGACCCCCCUGCCCCUGAGCCGGGCCCCCAGCAGGAUCCGGGUUUGUCUGGACUGUGACCGGGGGCAGGUGACAUUUAUCGAUGCUGGUGACGAGGCCCCGAUCUUCACUUUCCCGCCGGGCUCCGUCCCUGGGGGGAGAAUCCGACCCUGGUUCUGGGCAGGGGGAUCCUGGCUCCGACUGUGUCCCUGAGACACGCAGCAGAGGGGGAACCGGAAAUCAGCCUCUCUAGCCUCACGCCCCCCAGUCUCUAUGACCUUGGAGGACUCCCAUCUACCCAGCCCCUUUCUCCUCAUCUCUAUGGCCCCUGGAAGCACCUCCCCCUCCCUCUCUGCAGCCUCAGGCAUGGGGGGAGGAGGGGGAAGAACCCCUGGGGCUGCAGGAGGGGCCCUGAGGGGAAGAGGUGGGGGCUGGGCAGGGGGUAGCACUAACAGCCGGGCAGGGGACAGGCGGAGGUGGGGGUGGCAGGGACACAGCAUGAAUCAAUCAGGGUUGGGGGGUUGGGGAGAAGCAGCAGCAGCAGGGAGCGGUUUGUACAGAUCUGUGGGAUUAGAUCUCACUGGGGUCUCCCAGCCAGAGCUCCUGCCGCAGGGACCCAAGUCACUUCAGGACAACUGGUAACAGUGUAAUGGUCACACACAUGCGGGGGGGGGGGGGUUAUGGGUAAGGGGUGCGGAUUGAUG
This is a messenger RNA of Chelonoidis abingdonii (Abingdon island giant tortoise), 1961 nucleotides long. Its product is annotated as zinc finger protein RFP-like. Gene Ontology annotation, molecular function: protein binding; zinc ion binding. Lineage: Eukaryota; Metazoa; Chordata; Testudines; Testudinidae. The record is from RefSeq and is a predicted model, not a curated record.